CAGUACUGUGUAGUUUAAUGUCGCAUUGCCAAUACAAUUACCACAAGUAAAAUAUACGUGCUGCUUCCUUUCCUGCUCUCAAUCCAGUACUUUUUCAGCAGUCACUUCCUGUCGCAGUUCAGAUUUGAAAUCGCAUACAGCAGCAUGACAGACCGGCCAGAUUUUUUUUGUUUUGUUGGUUUUAGUUAAAUUAACCGUAAGCAAAAUGUCGCCUAAUAGUAUUUAAAAACGUUUUAUGGUUACAGAUUCAUUGAUGAUGGAGAUGCGAAACACCAAAGAACCUGCAGGAUGCUGGAGAGUCCUCGCCCUGUCUUUGCUCUCGAUACACCUCUCCCUGUCCCGAGGGCACCUGAACCAAGACACCAUGGAAACUGAUGUAUUUGAGCCAGCCAGUGCCUUCUCAGACCUGGAGUUUGGGGCUUUAAAUACAUACACAGGCCCUGGCAACAACGACACUAGGAGCAACAAGGAGCUGCCGAUCAUUCUGUGGUGGAGUGCCAGCCUCUUUCCCCAUUUCCCUGGUCAAACUGAGAGAAUCGACUGCCCCAGAGCUUCCUGCCUGGUUACCAAAAACAGGAAGGUGCAACUGCACAAACGGACCAAAUCCAUUAUCUUCUACGGGACAGAUUUCCGUGCGUACGAGGCCCCCCUGCCGCGGUUACCCCACCAGACCUGGGCACUCUUCCACGAAGAGUCGCCUAUGAACAAUUACCUACUGUCGCACUCUCCUGGAAUCAGGUUGUUUAACUACACUGCCACCUUCAGACGGGAGUCUGACUAUCCUCUCUCCCUGCAGUGGCUGCCUUCCCUGGACUAUCUAACCAGGCCAGCGGUCUCGCUACAGGAGAAGAACCGCUGGAGACGGGACGGGUUGGCUCCGGUGCUCUACAUGCAGUCUCACUGUGACGUGCCCUCUGACCGGGACAGAUAUGUUCAGGAGCUCAUGAAGCACAUCCAGAUUGACUCUUACGGUAAGUGCCUAAACAACAAAAAGUUUCCCAGCCAGAGACUGGAGGACACCUCCACUGCCACUAUGGAGGAUGGCGAGUUCAUGAGCUUCGUCUCGCGCUACAAGUUCCACCUGGCUCUGGAGAAUGGUAUCUGCAGCGACUACAUGACGGAGAAGCUGUGGCGGCCCAUGCACCAGGGUGCCGUGCCAGUGUACCGUGGCUCCCCCUCUGUCUCAGACUGGAUGCCCAACAACCACUCCAUCGUCCUGAUCGACGACUUCCCCUCUCCGAAGGAACUGGCAGACUUCCUGCUCUCUCUGGACCGGGAUGACGCAGAAUAUUUGCGCUACCUGAAGUACAAGCAGCUUGGUGGAAUCACCAACCACUUUCUGGUGGACAGCAUGGAGAGGCGAGAGUGGGGGGUGAACGACAUGAGCAAACCCAACUAUCUUAACGGCUUUGAGUGUUUUGUGUGCGACCGGGAGAAUGAGAGGCAAGUGGUAGAGAGAGCCCACAAGAGGGCACCACUAAGUGUGCCACCCCCAGAGCCCAGGAUUGCCACAAAUAGCCACAUGGGAUGCCCGUUGCCCACACCAGGCUAUGGGAAUGUGGAAGACAUCACAGAGAAUGACAGUUGGAUGCAGAUGUGGCCACAGGACUACUGGCAGAGCCUGGACCAGGCAGAGGGGCUGGAGGCCAUGAUUCUCCACAACGAGACAGACCCUGGGAAACUGUGGGAUUACAUCCAUGACAUGAUGAUGAAGAGGGGCAGGCGUCACUGAGACCCAGAUUCAUGAUUCAGAACUGCCAGUCUGAGGCAACACGCAAACCAAAGAGACCAUUCUAGCCUACACCCAUGGCUACACAAAACUGGAGGAGCCGUACAUAACUUGUGCCAAAAUCAGCCACAGUUUGCUCGUCAGUCUUGGGCAGGCUACAUCCAAACCAGUAACUCUCCAGUCAGUAUUUGAUGCAAGGAACACUUGGGACUGGGCAUCCUCGCAGCAUUGUGCCAUGAAAAUGCCCAGUUGACACCGUGAUUGUAAAAUGCCACCAAUUUGAAUCUGUGCACAGAACCUGAAAUAAUAAAUACUGGGCAGUGAUGUGUGUAUCAUGAAGUCUGUUAUUGUUUUUAUACACUUUUUUAUAUGUAUGUUUUAUACAUGUUCAAUGACAGUGCUACUGCUCAUAUGUGUGGUACUGUGUGUAAAAUCCUUUUUAAAUAAAAAAAAAAAAAAAAUCAAUAAAAAA
This is a messenger RNA of Polyodon spathula (Mississippi paddlefish), 2201 nucleotides long. RefSeq names its product alpha-(1,3)-fucosyltransferase 11-like. The record is from RefSeq and is a predicted model, not a curated record. Gene Ontology annotation, molecular function: alpha-(1->3)-fucosyltransferase activity. Bases 236 to 1732 code for a protein of 498 amino acids. Gene Ontology annotation, cellular component: Golgi membrane. Lineage: Eukaryota; Metazoa; Chordata; Actinopteri; Acipenseriformes; Polyodontidae. The transcript is spliced from 4 exons.